This is a messenger RNA of Temnothorax curvispinosus, 8955 nucleotides long. Its product is annotated as ras-responsive element-binding protein 1. Lineage: Eukaryota; Metazoa; Arthropoda; Insecta; Hymenoptera; Formicidae. Gene Ontology annotation, biological process: regulation of transcription by RNA polymerase II. Gene Ontology annotation, cellular component: nucleus. The record is from RefSeq and is a predicted model, not a curated record. The transcript is spliced from 5 exons. Gene Ontology annotation, molecular function: DNA-binding transcription activator activity, RNA polymerase II-specific; RNA polymerase II cis-regulatory region sequence-specific DNA binding. The coding region runs from base 851 to 6055 and encodes 1734 amino acids.
GCAUCGCUCCUAUCGGCAUAAGCCCGCUCCUGUUUCCCCCUGCGACGAUUAUGCGAACGACAGGCAGGGCAGUACUCCUCGCGGAUAUGAUAUCUCUUCUUUCCGCAAAAGCGUGGAAAGCGACGUCUGUUCCCUCCGACAAUACGCCGCAGUUUUAUUGCGCUCUAGAUUUUUCGAUAUAUCAUGGAAAUCGUUGCGUAUAUUAUCUCUAACAAUACCCGAGGUACACCUGUAGUCUCGUCAGUUUUUACAUCGGCAUCAUAAUUUUCUAUAACGUCAAAUACUUCGCGCGAGUUCUCUUCUCUUGCGUUCGCAAGGUCGCUUCGCGAUAAAUUAAAUUUUAAUCGACGGCGCUUUCACAUUCACAUAUUUUUUUUAAAACGCGCGUUUAGCUUCUUAUUGUUCUAGAAACGCUUCUAUUCCCACGUUACCUUUGCGAAUUGACGCGCGCGCUCUUCUCUCGUAUUCCCGCGCAAGAGUCACUCUGUAACCGGCGUAUACUCAAACGCGUCAUUAAACGGAGAUUCCCGAAUCGUUUGCGGCGCGCGAGAGGCAAUUUCGCCGUAACCGGCGAGGGCAGGUGGCCGUACGGCGGUGUAAACGUGGCGAAAUGCCUCCUGGAGGCAAACACAAUAGCGGGUGUGCGUUGUUCGCGAGCAUCGGCGAGCAGCGAUUCCCCGGCGUGUCGAAUCGGCGACGACGCCGCGCCGGUUUCCUACUCGGCGUAAAAGGAAAACCGAGCGAUCACGUGGCAGUGUGGAGUGAAAGUGCGGAGGAACGGAGAGCUAAGGCUGGAUGCGCCUUGGUUAACGAUCGGCGUGGCCAAUAAGAUGGGUCGGUCAUCGCGACGAUGGCUCAACUGGAACAAAGAUCGGAUGAUGCAAAAUGGGCGGUUCAGAUGGAAAAGAUAAUGACUGGACCCGAGAAUGGACCCGAUCUGCAGGAACAGGAAAACGAAACGCAAAUUGAUGCUGCAUCACCAUCAUCAAGUGUUGAGCUGUCGGAAAACGGCGCGCAUCCAUGCCCGACGUGUCCGUCGGUGUUUUCCAGUUCCCACGAACUGACGAAUCAUCUACGCGGCCACAAUUCACCUCGCAGCACGGACUGCAGCGGCGAGGAGGACUACAGCUGCGGCGUAUGCAAUAAAGUGCUCAGUUCGGCGAGCUCGCUGGACCGGCACGUGCUGGUACAUUCCGGCGAGCGGCCGUUCAAGUGCAAGUACUGCGAGAUGUCGUUUACGACGAACGGCAACAUGAACCGGCACGUGAGGUGCACUCAUCGGAUAGUGUCGCCGAACAGCUGCACGGAUUCCGAGGGCAGCAGCGGCUCGGAAAGACCGGCGGCGACGAGCCAGGACGAGUACAAUAACAACGAGAUAACCAGGCGCAACUCGCCAGAGCUGAUCGACGAUCGACAGCAACCGUCGCCCAGCAACCGCGCGAACAAGCGAAAAUGCCCGGACGAGGACGUCAGCGACAUGGAAGAUCAGAGGAGGCACAAGAUUCUUCUGAACAAUACCAAGAUGACGAUUAGGUGUCGACCGGAGGAUGAGCAGAAGGCCUUCGGCUGUCCGAUCUGCGGUCAGGACUUCGCGAGCAGCGCGAUUCUGGAGUCACAUAUGGAGCGCAUGCAUCCAGGCUCCCCGGCCACGUGCGAGACCUGCAAUCAGUCGUUCAAGAAUCAUCGCGCGCUGAAUCUCCAUCGUUUGAUGAGACACUACAAAAAGAAUCCGGAGGGCAACAACAGUCGUAGCAAAAACAACACCGUAGACGGUUUCAGGGAUCUGACGUUCAUCGACUUCUCGUCCAUCAAGUUCCCGACGAUCGCUCGGGCGAUGUGCGAGCGUGAGCUGCACCGGCCGGCCUCCGGCGAGGCCAACAGGUUUCAGUGUAUGAAGUGCCUGCACGCGUUCCCCUGCAGGCAAGCCCAGCAGGCCCACGAAAAGGAGUGUAAAGGCCCCUACAAGAACAAGAGAAACAGCAACGACAACAACAAUAACAACGACAUCAGUACCAACAAUAAUCUCGAAACAGAGCGUGAUGAUCCGAGCCCGCAGCCCGACGACUCCAAGACGAAGCGCGAGAUUUUCUUCGCUGUGCUGGAUCUGCAGAACAAGUCCUUGGCGCAUGAAAUGAAGGAUCCACGGGAAUCGAGCGAGAUCAGGGAGCUGAAAGAGACCAAGGAUCUAGCGGAUAUCCCGAGCAUCCUGUCUGUCAGUUUGAAUGGACUGCAGACCUUUCCUCGGUCGGAUGCAAGCACGCCCGAGAACAACAUCAAGUUCCAUCCGAACGUUGGCUCUUCAGGCUCGUCGGGCACCUGUUCGUCCGAGUUCAACGAAGAGGAAGCGCAGGACGCCUUCACUGCGGAAUUCCGGAAAAUGAAGCUGAAGGGCGAAUUUCCAUGCAGAUUAUGUACAUCCGUAUUUCCCAAUUUGCGAGCGUUGAAGGGACACAAUCGCGCGCAUAUGAACGUGGAACCGGGUAUGCCGUAUCCGUGCAAUAUGUGUCCGUUCACGAUCGCCGACAAGGGGGCCCUGAUGAAGCAUCUAAGAUCACAUAACGGCGACCGUCCGUUUGAGUGCUCUCUCUGCAAUUAUGCGUUCACUACCAAAGCAAAUUGCGAGAGGCACGUGAAGAAUCGUCACGGGAUGAUCAGCAAGGAGGACGUUAAGAACGCACUUAUCUAUCAUCCGAGCGAGGAUUCGACAAACGAAAACAUCGAAAGAAGCUCGCCUAGAGUCAUCAGGGAAGACGUGCGGAAGACGCUUAUUUAUCCGAAUGAACGCGAGGAGACUCCCCAACAACAACAACAGAUACAUUAUCCGCCUAUAGCGAUGGAUUGUAAUCCUGGACCGUCGAACAUCCGCGCUGAGAUGCUGAUGACUCACUACGAGAAGUCAGACACGUUCGCCAGAGUGAAGAUGCAGGCUCUCAAUCUCGUAAAAAAAAGCGCCGACGAAGCAAAUUUGUCUCACGAUCUAAUCGUGAAAUCUGAUUAUUCGAAGAUUGACGACGACGUCGAGUCGGGCUCGUCGGACGGCAGCGUGUCUCUAGUCAGUGAUACCAAAACAGAUACACACCAAAGAAUUCAAGCUAGUCCGAUGAACCUGACGAAGCCCUCGACAAGCUCCGGGUUGAGCUCGGGGGAGGACUGUCCGUUAGAUCUGUCCAUGGAUGUGUUGGAUCUGAGUAGGAAGCGGAAGAGGGAGAACGAGGAUUCCAGCUUGCAGGAGGAGAAGCGGUUUAAGAAUAAUCAGCAGGAAUUGUAUGCCACAAACCCAGCGCUGUUGCUGACGCAAGCCCUGUUGAACAGAGCACGCGAGAGCUCACCGACAACAUCGCUGGAGACGCUUUACGCGAAUACUAUCUAUCGCAAUUUUGGCACAUUAACCAGUGGUGUAAUACCGCCGUACUUCCUCAGUCCUCACAUGUUCAGCCAGGAAUUGGCCGCGAAGGGCAGGCUGCAGAAGGAGCUGGUUCGAGGUUUGCAGUUAACCGGCGGCGGCACACUUUCGGUUGAUCCGUCACUACCCAGCACCAGUUACACGGCAUAUUCGCAAUCGAGGGACACCCUGCAAACCUCGAGCGAGCAGACUGCCUACGCGAAUCUGAUGAGCGCGCAGAUGACCAACCAGGUCGCGCCGAGCCGCGAGAAAACAGACGGGAUCCCGUCGAAUGAUCCCGUGAAGAUGGUACUCAAGAACGGAGUGCUGAUCCCCAAGCAGAAGCAGCGCAGAUACCGAACCGAGAGACCUUUCACCUGUGAGCACUGCACGGCGAGAUUCACGCUGAGGAGCAACAUGGAACGGCACAUCAAGCAGCAGCAUCCGCAGUAUUGGAGCCAAAGACCUCGUGGCGGACAUUCGACCAGAGGCAGACCACCCGCGAGUCAUCCGACUAUGGUACCAAAUACUGGUCCGUCAACCUCGCAGGUGGCUCAAUCAUAUUCGAGCAUUCUUCCGAACGUCGACACGCCGGUGGUCACGUCGACGGACUACGGCACGCAUCCCAUCUCGGAUCAAGUAAAGUACGCGAUUCUGGCGCAACAGCUGAAGGUCAAUAAAAUGGAUGACAAUGAUUCGGAUGACGAGAUGGUGAUAGACGAAGAGUUGGCCGAUCGGGACGCUCAGGAGUCGCAAGCUCAGCGUGAGCCUAGCACGAGUUUGCUGAGAGAUCAGUUGGAAAAUAAUGAAAGUGUCAAAGAUAUCGUCAUAAAGACAGAAGCGGCUGAGCCCGCGGAGGAAACCUCGGAGGAGACCCCCGGCGAGCAGACUGCGCGAAGUAACAUCGACAGCGCCAAUCCGGAGAAAUCUGCCGCUUCUGAAAGCAAAUCAAUACGCGCUGAAGAAACGACCAUGACCGAAUCCGCCGAGAGGGAGCAAGGUAAACUCGAAGACGGAACGCCCGAUCUCGCGAGUGUCUCGAAGCUUUUGGACAACGCGUCACAGCAAUACCAGCAAUUUCAGCCGCAAGACCUGAGCGACGAGGAGGGCCCCGUUGCGUCGACCAGCGGCAACAAUUCUGGCAGCGAGAAGUCCGACUCCAUGAACUCCUUGAACUCUGGGAACGAUUCCUCCUCGAACAAGAAGAAGAAAAAGAAGAAGAAGUCUGCAUAUUCGAUGGCGCCGAAUCGUGUCGUAUGUCCGUAUUGCGAGCGCCAAUUCCCGUGGACCUCGUCGCUGAGACGACACAUCCUCACCCACACCGGCCAGAAGCCGUAUCAGUGCAUCCACUGCUCGCAUCACUUCACCACCAAGUCCAACUGCGAUCGCCACUUGCUGAGGAAGCACAAGGCGAAGGCGAGCAAGAUGCGCCGUGCCAGGAACUCGUCUUCGCCUGACGCUCAGGUGGUCGCCAGCAGCAGCAGCAGUAGCAACGGCAGCAACACGUUCUCCAUGAGGAACGUGCCCGAGAGGCCGUUUAAAUGCCAUCAGUGCCCGAGCUCGACGUUCGCCACGUUGGGCAACCUGAAGAAGCACCGGUCGAGCAAGCACCGCAAGUUCGCGUCCAGAUCAGAGUCCAGCGAUCAGCAGAACAGCCCGCCGCAGUGCGCCGCGCAGAACGACCAGAGCGAUUACGAGAGUCGCUCAUCAAGCAUGUCCGACAACAUGGAGAACACCUCGUCCGUCGUCCGCGAAGCCGCGAAGCCGACUUCUAACGCGUCCCUCUCGAUAAACGACGCCACCAGGUUGCGCAAAUCACCAAGAUUAUCGCCGAGUCCCGGCGACGUACCCUUCAAAUGUUACCUAUGCGACAGCGGCUUCUCGGAACGCCAGGAGUGCUUGGACCACAUCAAGAUGAAUCACAAGCGCUCGUACGAGAUGCUGAAGGCCAAGGGCGCCCUCGACAUGGCGGCCACGAUCAUAGACGCGACCGAGGAUCAGAUAUUAGCGUCGCUGCAGCAUCCCAGCGACGGAGAAGAGAAGAAAGGCCGUUUUCCCGACUACAGCAACAGAAAGGUUGUGUGCGCUUUCUGCAUGAGACGAUUUUGGUCCGCGGAGGAUCUCCGGCGUCAUAUGAGGACUCAUACGGGCGAGAGGCCCUUCGAAUGUGACAUCUGCACCAGGAAGUUCACGCUCAAGCACAGCAUGCUACGUCACCGUAAGAAGCAUGAGUCGGUGGACUCCGCCAUGUACAUAGGCAACAGCGGCGACGAGGAGAACUCGCCCGCGCAGCCGCCGACGAUAACCCCCAGGAGUCAGCAGCACUCGCCGAUCUCCACCAACACCAGCAGGCCCCGCACCCAGGACAGAAUCUCCCUGCCGACCGUCGCGGCGGUCGCAACGGCGGACGCGGCGCCCUGCGCCCUGAUGCGGUACAAUCACUACGACAACAUGGCCACUCUCAGCGGAAGAAUGGCAAACGACGGUCCUCAGGGCGCCGCUUCAGCCUCCUUGUCUUCUCCCCCGCCUCCCGCGGAAGUACCCAGCGAAAGCGGGGACAACGACCUGAUCUCCAAUUUGCUGGGGAUACGCGAGAAAGGUUUGCUCGACAAGGUUCUCUUGAGCUCGGCGGACGACGCGGCAAAGUUGUUGGGGGUCAACCAUAGCGAAUGAUCGGGCGAUCAAUCGCGUAGAAAGGCAAAGAGAAGCGGAACGCGAUCAGACACGUAAAUUACGUGAAAACAGUUAUAGAUUGGAUUGGGAGUAGUUAAACGUCAAGCACGAAACUCGGGAUGUUAAUUGAUAUUAAUCGACUAAUAUUGGCAUCUCUUAAUAUUGGCAAAUUAAGAAUAGACAAACAAGCGGAAUUGUAGUUUCUGCUUUUGUGUCAUAACGUGUUUGAAAGAUCAUUAGAGGAUCGAGGGUAUCGUCAUCGUCUGAUCGCAUGCCACUUUCUCCUAUUCGUUCUUAAGAGAGAGAGAGAGCACAGAAGAUGCCUUUAGAUUAUUCAUCGGAUUCUUCGAUUCUCUGUUUAAGGUUCACGAUCGUGCCUUAUACUCUUUAUCAAUUUGCGUGCACGUGUUCGUAUUAUAUAAAACACCAAUAGUGUUUCGAAGUUUAUCUGAUGAAAUCUGAUGCGAGCAGUAGCCGGAGUGUCAUUAUAUGCCGCAUACGAUAUGAAAUUUUACGGUUCUUAACGAGAACACACACAGGGAUUGUCAACGAGUUUGCUUACAUCGCGGAAAGUGGAUGAUGCGAAUGAAUCGAUAGGAAACUCAUCUUACGCAAAUCAAUUUUUAUUACUUUGAACUAACGUUCUCAAUUAAAUCUUACUUUUUUUUUACAAUUUUAAUUUUGUACAAUAGGAUACAACUUUAAUGUAUAAAAAUAUAAAAAAAAUAGAAGCACUCGUUCUUAAAGUCAAUCCCUGAUUUUGUAGAAGUUUAAGGACGCAGUUUCAACAAGUUCCUUUCGAUUCAUCUCGCGAUUCGCCUAUUUUCUGCAUAGGCAUUCGCCGUGAGCUACGGCGAAGUAUAUUAUUUGCUAUCAUGACGUACAUUUUCUUUAUUAUUAAAAAGUACACGCGCUGUGUAUUCCAUUUGUCAGUUCAAUCGCCAAUAAAACAUGAUUUAAGAAAAAAAAAGAAAGAAACGUAACAUGGUGCAUCUUCCUCUUUUAUCAACGCAUCUAAAUCAUUCACGCUUCUGACAUAAAUUCCUUCGUGAUGCCUCGAGCCUUCGUUACGAGAAACGCGUUCUUCGUGACCCUCGCCUAUUGUGUGUGUUUUGUGUGUGUACAUAUUAUAUAUACAUAUUUAUAUAUAUCCUCUGGGGAUUGUAACAAUCUGAGUAUAUAUAUUUAAGAUUUGAUGUGAUUACGACCAUAUUGUUCGCGGAUGCAUCAUGAUUUCGCCCCGAGCGCGUUAAAAGCAGUUAUCAAAUGCAUUAUUAUCAGCGACGUCAUGAAAUGUGCAUUAUGGAAUCGUGAGAUAACGCGUAUCUAUAUAUGUUGUUUGUAUUCAUCUCACGCGCAGUAUUAGGCGUACGAUCGCGAUCGCGGAUCCUCAACAAUCUCAUUCAUAAUUACGGCGGAAUAUGAGUGAAGUUCGAGUAUGAAGAGUCGAGGGAAAAAAAAGGAAAAAGAAAAAGAGAAAAGAAAACCAGGCUCUCUCGUGAAAGGAGGCUGGACUUGCGAAUGGACGUCGCGUUCUUUGCGACGCGGAUGCUGCAUUUAAAUCCAAAGAUGAAUUCAUUUUACGCAAUGAAUUAUUCUAAGUUAGCCAUACGCACUAGGAUCUUAUUUAUUAUUAGUUAUAUACUUCUAUGAGAGUGAGAAAAAAAACUUUAAUUUAGGGUGUGAAUGUGACUAGCACUUAGUCGUUAGACCGCCGUGAUGUAUUUGGCGAACGCGAUUCGGGAUGUCCCGUGGGACCGCGUUUCUGACCGUGACUUUCGCGCGAAGAUCUCGAGAUCGAUCUUGCGCGCCAGUGGUAAGGGAACUCGCUCGUUCAAGGAUCGCGGAUCGCAAAUGGCUAUACGUAUACCAAUCGCAUUGAUCUUGUAUUAUUGUUCUUUUCGACGAGACUUUUCGCGAGCGAGACGAGAUGCAAUCUUCACACAGAACGGAUAUGUGAAAGCGCGCGGAGCAAUAUAUAUAUAGUGAAGUUUAUAUCACUACCAAUCAAUUAAAUUUGACAACGUCUCGUCGUGUGUGUGUUAUGGAUCUUAGUGUACAUAGAUAGCCCUGUUAUCUUUCGCAGAUGCAAUUAUACCAAAUGAUUAAAACUAUUGACAUAGGUAUAGAUACUUAGAUUAGAUUAGAUUAGCGAGAAAUGAGAGUUAGACAACAGAUUUAACUAGGCCAAAGGGAAACGAUUUGUAUUUCCUAUUCCUUCACACUCCCCUGUCCACCCCCAUCUUUGUUGUUCGUUUGUGCUUUUACGCAGUCUCGUAUCGUCUCUACUUACAUCACAUUUCCUCUUCGAUCUCCUCCUCUGCCCCUGUCUUCACACAUACACACGUACAUACACACAUAUAUUCGUAGAUAUACGAUAUUUAUUAUUUUAUAACGGAGACGAUUGUACAUGGCUGUAAUACGUUUUAGCCAAGUUCGAAACCGAGGCUGGGAAUAACGUCCAACAACAUCGUUCUUGAUCUCUUCCUGGCGCAUCCCCUUGCGAUGUCUUUGUCGUAGGAUGUUUACAGAUUCAGCCCCCGUCCAUACAAAAAAGGAAAGGUCCAGUCUCUUUACGAAGCGUCGCAGUCUGCAGUUUCGUGAAGAAAAGACCCAAGCUUCGCAAACGGGCCGAAUUUACAGAUAUCCUGCGAUAGACACACCACGCGCAGACACGUUAAUUAAGGCUUCUUUGCGCAUACGUAUGCUGUAGGCGAACGAAGGAAAGUUAUAUUUAUCGAAGCGACCGAGUCCGUUUGAAACCCCUCGAGUGACAUUUUCUCCUUCCCCGACUGUCGUGAAAAUUAUGAUACCAAGUAAUCAUUGUAGCGCACGUGUACAUGAAUAAGUUAUAUUCUCUAAUUUAAAUCAGGAAUAAUAAUAAACGAUAUGCAAUGGAA